Aspergillus novofumigatus IBT 16806 is the source of this 1416-nucleotide messenger RNA. Its product is annotated as putative MFS allantoate transporter. Gene Ontology annotation, molecular function: dipeptide transmembrane transporter activity; allantoate transmembrane transporter activity. Lineage: Eukaryota; Fungi; Ascomycota; Eurotiomycetes; Eurotiales; Aspergillaceae. Gene Ontology annotation, biological process: dipeptide transport; transmembrane transport; tripeptide transport. The transcript has 9 exons. Gene Ontology annotation, cellular component: plasma membrane. The record is from RefSeq and is a predicted model, not a curated record. The coding region runs from base 1 to 1416 and encodes 471 amino acids.
AUGGGAAACAUGUCAAGCGAGAAGACACUACAAAACAACAAGCAUGCAGAUGACCUCGACGAGGGCGCUGUGCAACAGAUUCAAGAGUGCUUUACCUUUUCGUCCACCGCAGAGAAAAGACUCGUCCGAAAGAUUGACAUUAUGAUCCUCCCUAUUAUGACAUUUGCCUAUAUGAUGGCCUUCCUAGAUAAACAAGCCCUCAGCUACACGGCCAUCAUGGGCCUGCGAACAGAUCUCAACCUCAAGGGAUCCGAGUAUAGCUGGUCCGGCAGCAUAUUCUACUUUGGCUAUCUGUUCUUCUCAUAUCCAGCCUCUAUUCUCCUGGUCAAGUUUCCGCUGGGGAAGUAUCUGGCCUGUAACUUCAUGCUAUGGGCUAUUGUUCUGGCUUCCCAUGCCGCCACGACCAAUUUCGCCGGGCUCAUGGUGGCCCGUUUCUUCCUGGGAUGCACCGAGGCGAGUGUCUCCAGCGGUUUCAGUCUGAUUACUUCGCUGUGGUACCGGACGUCUGAGCAACCACUCCGACAUGGGAUCUGGUUCUGUGGGAAUUCCAUCUCAAUGAUCAUAGGGAAUCUCGUUGCAGUGGGAAUCUGGCAAAUCAAGACUGGUCUGCAGUCUUGGAAGUGGCUCUUCAUCAUCUUCGGCAUCAUCACCUUCCUCUGGGGCAUCCUGAUGUUCUUCCGUCUCCCCGACACACCCAACACAGCCACCUUCCUCACAGAAGAAGAGAAACUCCUCGCCAUCGAACGCCUCAAAGCCAACAAAGCCGGAUACAAGCGCAAUAAAAUCGACACCGCCCAAAUCAUCGAGGCCUUCGUCGAUCCCAAAACCUGGCUGCUGGCCGUCAUGAUCCUGGGCUUCAACAUCCCCAACGGCGGAUUCACAACGUUUUCAAGCCUCAUCCUCUACGGCUUCGGCUUCUCGACCUUCAAGACCUUGCUGCUGGGUAUGCCAGUCGGCGCUGUAAUCCUCGUCUUCGUCUUAUUCUCUUCCACCCUAUCCUCCAAAAUCCAAAACUGCCGCUGCAUCGUCAUCGCCGCAGUAGGCUGUAUCAGCAUCCUAGGCAGCGCCCUCGUCUACGCCACCGAGUCCAUCGCGACGCGGUACGCCGGCCUCCUCCUCAUGGGCGUCUACUCUGUUAGCAUGCCUCUGUCGCUCGCAAUGGUUGCCUCGAAUAUCGGCGGGUUCAGUAAGCGGGCGACUGUCAGCGCAAUCUAUUUCGUUAUGUAUUGCGCGGGGAAUAUUGUUGGGCCGCAGUUGUUUUUUGAGAGUGAGGCGCCGAGGUAUCAGAGUGGGUUUCAGGCGGUCAUUAAUCGGAGGAGAGAUAGGGUUGCUGGGCCUGUUAACGACGCCGAAAAGCCCACGGAGUUGGUGGAUAUUACUGAUCUGGCGAAUAUGCAGUUCAGGUAUGUCUACUAG